This is a messenger RNA of Mytilus californianus (California mussel), 3947 nucleotides long. RefSeq lists its product as uncharacterized. Gene Ontology annotation, cellular component: centriolar satellite. The coding region runs from base 129 to 3809 and encodes 1226 amino acids. Gene Ontology annotation, biological process: protein localization to centrosome. Lineage: Eukaryota; Metazoa; Mollusca; Bivalvia; Mytilida; Mytilidae. The transcript is spliced from 12 exons. The record is from RefSeq and is a predicted model, not a curated record.
AUUUUGAGUAAAUGGGCUUCGCAGAAUUUUCAAAGCAUGAAGUAUCUAAAAGACCAAAUGCAUCAUCUUUAAACCCUUUGGUUUUUAAUGUUAGCUUUUGUUGAACAGUACUAUUGAGACUAGGAGUCAUGAACAAAAAGAAGGAUUCACAAACAAAUCCAGUUAAAUCUAAGGCUCCUAAGCAGAAGACAGUUGCAGUGAAAUCAAGAGUAAAAGGAGCACCAGUAAAAAGGCCAAAAUCUGCUGCAAAAGAAAAGACAAAAGUAAAACCAGCUCCUAUUGUGUCAGCUGGAUAUUCGUUAUACUCUGCAACAUCAGACAAUUCAGUUAAUGGGGACUUUGAUACGUGUAGUGAACUACUUGCCAGACUGAAAGAAAGGAGAAAAGUGACAGGAAAUCAUGUCCAACAUUGUAUAGAUAAAUUAGCGUCUUCUGAUGACAGUCAACAAACAGAUCCUUCCUUUCAUUCUAAUAGACUAACUGUUGUCUUACCUUCUGCAUAUGAUCAGGAAUCUGUUCAGUCUGAUACAAAUGCCCCUUUCAAUCAGAGAUUAUCCUCAUCCACGCCUGAUCCAGAAAAAGCAACAUUCCUGGCAGAACAAGGCAACAUUUUCCAGACUGUUCCGGAAAGAGAUAGCUCUGGUCCAAUAACCAAGGAAACAGCUACAAAUAGACCAAAUUUUCCUUCAAUUACUCAUAGUCAACAGGGAUUCAGUUUGCCUACAACUGCAACAAGUAUAAACAUACCAUUUGGUAGCUAUGGUCAAUUUGCUACUUUUGGUCACCAAGGAAACACAGAAGAAGUUGUAAAUACAUCAAGUUCAGGCUUUAUACCUACAUCAAAUACUUAUACGAAUGUUGAUGUUCAGAACUGGGCAAGACGUGAUAGUGAUAUUCAAACUUAUCAGGCAUAUAUACCAAGAGAAUCAACAGGAUUUUCUGUAAAUGCAAAAAACCUGAAAGACAGCAAUGAUUCGAAAGGAAAUUCAUCUGGCAGUUCUGGUGCAAAAGAAAUUUCACACUUAAUCUCUAGACAACAAAGUAUCAAUUCAAGUGGAACUGAUUAUGUUGUGUUGCCAUGGCCAAAAGGGGGAACAAGUGGUAAUGCUCUACCCCCUGGCACCCCUGUUUUCCAGUUACAAAAUGGACUGUUCCAAAUCAGACCUGCUAAUGUGCAGGGUCAAGGUCAAACGGCAUCUGCUAAUGAACAGUUAGGACAAGUUAAAAGGAAAACACCAAGCCCAGUACAGAAUGAUUUAGGAGGCAGCUAUUUAGCUACUGAUGCUUUCCAAAUUCCAGAGAGGGAUAAUGGGCCAUCGGUUCCUCAAGGAGUGAGAAAGAUCUCUUCAGUUGGAUUGACACAGGAAACUUUGUCCUCUAUAACCGGGACAAAUUCACCCCAUCAUACAAUUACACCACUCAGUCAGCGGACAACUUCUGUUACCAUGACACCCAGAACAGAAUCCUCCAUAAACACAGAAAGUGUUCAUAAUACAACAAGCAAUAAAAACUCAGAUGGAAACAAGUCAAAAGAAAAUCCAGGGGAGAAAAAGGAUAAUCCACAUAGUUCAGGAGGUCAAAAACAGAAUUUUGAUGUAAACAAUAAACAAGAUUCAAAUAUGGUUGGCAAUUUUUUCCAAGGACAGAGUACAUGUACAAGUUCUGUCAAUGAGAGAAACAUAAGUAACCACAAACAGAAUGUUAGUAACCAGGGUAACAGGAAUCUAGUAGGUCAAAAUAUAAGUGGACAAAGUUCUCAGGGUCAAGGGCAAAUGUUUCUUCUUCAGACUUCUCAAGGAGGUUUAAUGGGCAAUAACUCUUCAUUUCAGCUUAUUCCAGUGUCAGUCUUGCCAAAUUCAAAUUUACAUAAUGUAAAUAAUGCCUCAGGUGCCACAACAACUUGCCAACCAGAAAGUUUAAGAGGACAAAGUGACAGACAACAACAGGCAAAAGAAGUAAAUUCAAAUAAACAGCACGAAGCUGUUGAAAUACAAGGGGAAACAACUCAUGCCAAUAUUGCAAAUCCAUGGAGUAAAGUCAAAAUGGAUGCUGGAUUGAAGAAAUUGAGAUACCUAUUGGGAGAAUUAAAGGAAUGUGGAAAGAUUGGCAAGGAUGUUGAAGUAUCAAGACUCGUAAAGGAAGUUGAGAAAACCAUAGAAACCAUACCAACACUCAGUAGUAAAUUUAAUUUAAUGGCGGAAAUUGAUCUGUGUCUACAACCACUUAGAAAUGAGAAUUGUCAGUUAAGGAGACAACUGAGACUAGUUAACCAAAAAGUUAAAGAAAAAGAAGUUGUGAAAGAAAAAGCUGCCCUAGACUUUGAUGUCAUACACCUUCAAGCCAGUAAUACAGCUUUACAGAAACAAGUUAAAGAUGAGAAAGAGACCAAAGUAAAGCUAGCUAUGGAACUAAAGGAUUUACAUUCACAGAUAAUGAGAAUGAAAAUAGAAAGAAAUAAACUUCUGGCUGCUCUCAGUGAAAAGGAAACAGAUGAGCUGAAGGUUAAACAGGAAUGUUUAUCUGAUACACAGAAGUUUCGACAUGAGAUUGAACAGCUACAACGACAGACAGAUGGUAUUCAGAUGAAACAUGAGGCUCUGGAACAGGAAAACCAUAUUCUACAGAUCACAGUACAACAGAGAGAUACAGAAAUCAGCAAAAUGCAGGAAGUCGUCAAUGAAGUAAAAGAUUGUGUGGCUUCAUUGAUCCAGGAAUUAGAAGAGAGUAAAGUAGGAGAUAAGAGCUUUGUAUCCAACAACAGCUUUAGUUUACAGAAAUUGAUAAAAGUCCUAGGUGAAGAUAGUGUUGCAAGCUUUACACAAAGUAAACAACCUCCUAAUCGCCAACAGUACACUAAUACUCAGCAGAGCCUGUAUUUAGUCCCAAAGGAACCAUCAACUCCAAGACUAACAAAGCAGGCAUUGGCAACACAUGACAAAAAACAGCCUCAUGGUAGCCGUGGUAAAAUGUUUAUCUAUGAUGCUCAUCACACUGAAGACUUCAAAACUAGCAAUUCAGACACUGAAGUUGAAUUAAAUGUUGUAAAUCAUGGGCAGAGAAGAAAACAAUCUCCUGGUAGGAGGGGACAAAGUUUAUCACCUCCAAGUAAAAGAGUUCCAUUAAGGGAGAGAAAUAUUAAUGGAAAGCAUAAAUCACCUGAACCAAAAAAGCAGACUUUUGUAAAGCAAUCUCUGCUAAGAAAUGAGGAAGUAGCAAAAAACAAAAGAAACCUGAAUCGUUCUUUGUCUCCAGCUUAUACAAGAAAUCCUAAGGUUGCUUUUGAUUUCUCUAAAACUUCAUAUAGACAUGACAGUGACGAUUUUCAAGAGGAAAAUUAUUUAGCGUCAAAUAUUCAACAGAGCUGUAAUCAAUCAGAAGCUUCUCGUUAUAGUGUAACAGACUAUUUUAGAAAGUAUCCUCAGAGUAAACCAAAUAGUAGUGACACUUAUAGAAAACGUCUUCAUCAGCGCUCAUACAGCCAACCAAAUCAUUAUGAACAUUCAAAUAGUAAAUGGACAUCAGCUCCAGCUGCAUCACUGCCAAAAGAAUUUACCUCUCCUGUUCGAACUAGUAGUAGAAAUAAUCCGUCUACUUUUUCUCCGCAGGACAAUUUAUAUCACGGAACAGUGCUAGAUAACUCAUUAAGUGCUAUUACUGACGAUAAUAUAUCUAGCGUAUCAGAAAGAACGUCUACCUCAACGGCUACAACUGUUAAUGAUACGUCUUUCAGAAGGGGUAUUGCUGCUCUUGAUGCAAAUAUUCUCAAGUUGCAGCUGGCAUUGCAGAAAACCAAGAACAUGCUGUCAUGAAUUUUGUUUUAUGAAUCAAUAUUUAAUUUAGUUAUUUAUGAUGAGAUUUCUAGUAAGGUUUAUAUAAUAUGUAAUUAUGUGGAAUAUUAUUCAUAUAGUUUUGAAGAAAGAUAUACAAGUAAAGUUUUGUUUUAGUUA